AAAGCGGCUCCUGAGUCACAAAGUUGCAGGCGGAUGGGCAUCCUUUCGACCAGGCUCCCAGGAAUCGGGCUGUACCACUUUCCCUGAUGUUCUGGGGAAGCAGCGACUUCUCCCAGACAGAGUUGGGGUCCACUCCAUGCCUGUCCUGUUCCCACCACAGCCCACUGUCCCCAGGGCUUGCUGGGAUGGAAAUAUAACUCCAGGCCCCCCUGGGAUUUAUCUGUGCGAAGGGCAGGGUGCACAGACUUUGAGACAGAAGUGAAUGGACAGGUGUGCUUCUUAGGGGAGCAGCAGAGAGGUGGGGAGAAGCUGACAGCAGCCACCAGGAGGGCCCUGGAACCAUGGACAAUGAUGAGCCUCUUGAGCCUGAGACACAAGAUGAACCCGAAACAGACCCAGCGCCACAGAACAGCGAUGAAACCCUUUACUGUGAGGCCGAAGCGUCCGUGGGUGUGGAUAAAGACAAGGCUGCCCGGGAGAGCUCAGAAACAGACCUGGAGAUCGAAGAUACGGAGAAAUUUUUCACCACUGGACAAAGGGAGCUCUACCUGGAGGCCUGCAAACUGAUGGGCGUAGUGCCUGUCUCCUACUUUCUCCGGAACAUGGAGGAGUCCUACAUGAACCUCAACCACCAUGGGCUGGGCCCCAACGGUACCAAGGCUAUUGCUAUAGCCUUGGUGUCCAACACGAGUGUGAUCACCCUGGAGCUGGCAGACAACUGUCUCCUGGAGGAGGGCCUCCUGAGCCUGGUGGAGAUGCUGCAAGAGAAUUACUACCUGCAGGAGAUGAAUGUUUCCGACAAUGAUCUUGGCUUGAAGGGGGCCAGAAUCAUCUCAGAAUUCCUUCAGAGAAAUAUCUCUUCACUCUGGAACCUCCAGCUUUCAGGAAAUAACUUCAGGGACAAAUCCGCAGAACUGUUGUGCCAAGCCUUGUCGGCCAAUUACCAAAUCAAGACGCUGGAUCUCAGCCACAACCAGUUCUCUGAUAAGGGAGGAGAGUACGUGGGCCAGAUGCUGGCCCUCAAUAUAGGGCUCCAGUCACUGGAUCUGAGCUGGAAUCACUUCCACGUGCGGGGAGCUGUGGCCUUGUGCAAUGGUCUCCGGGUUAAUACGACCCUGCAGAAACUGGAUCUCUCUAUGAACGGCUUUGGGAACGAGGGGGCUACGGCCCUGGGGGAGGUCCUCAGACUCAACAACUCCCUGGUCUACCUAGACAUCAGCUGCAAUGACAUCACUAAUGAUGGAGUCUCCAAAAUCAGCAAAGGGCUGGAGGUCAAUGAGAGCCUCAAAGUUCUGAAGCUUUUCCUGAACCCUCUGAGUAUGGAUGGGGCUGUUUCACUCAUCCUGUCCAUCAAGAGGAGCCCCAAAUCCAAGAUGGAAGAGAUCGACAUUUCUAACGUGCUGGUGUCUGAGCAGUUCCUAAAAAUAUUGGACGGGGUGUGUGCCAUCCACCCCCAGCUGGAUGUGAUGUACAAGUCCGUGCAAGGCUUCUCUGCCAAGAAAGCGCUCCUCCAGUGGACGAACCCCAUGAAACUGAUCCAGAGCUAUGCCGACCAGCACAAUAUCACAGUCCUAGACUUCUUCAAGAGCUUGAACCCUAAAGGAAUGAUGACGAUGCCUGUGGGGGACUUCCGGAAGGCCAUGAUACAGCAGGACAAGGUCCCCGUAAACCUGCACCAAGUCAGGGAGCUGAUAAAGAAGCUGGGUGACAAGACAGGCAUGGUGAACUUCAGGAGGGGUGGGCGGACAAAUGGUCUCUCGUGGAUCGGAGUCUGCCUAGACAUUCCCACCAGCCUGCCACGAGCCUCCACUGACACUGUGUAUCCCCUCACCUUUCAAACCAGUCUCCUGAACACAGUGAAGCCAUAGCAACAAGUCUGGUCUGGAAAGAAGUCCUGGCGACCCAGAAGUCCUGGCAAGGCACACGGUGGCAGGGAGGAGGCGGAGAUCUGUCUGAAACCCCAGUAGACACACAUCAAGGCCAGGCGGUGAGCGAGCCAAUAAAGUCUGCCUGGGUCUCCGCGUCUCUGGGCUGCUGGUGUUGUGACCUUCCCCCCCGGGGGCAGCACCGCCUCGUCUGAGUGACCAGCAGGGGGCGCAUCCUCAGCAGCCUUGGUGGGAGCUGUGAAAACAAAUUGGGAAUGCGAUGGGGUUAUUGCUAGGCAGUGAGAGAAAA
Molecule: messenger RNA, 2175 nt
Organism: Lontra canadensis (Northern American river otter)
Lineage: Eukaryota; Metazoa; Chordata; Mammalia; Carnivora; Mustelidae
Gene: LRRC74A
Product: leucine rich repeat containing 74A
Exons: 14
Coding region: 342-1868 (508 amino acids)
Molecular function (GO): protein binding
Source: RefSeq, a predicted model, not a curated record